Molecule: messenger RNA, 4536 nt
Organism: Gymnodraco acuticeps
Lineage: Eukaryota; Metazoa; Chordata; Actinopteri; Perciformes; Bathydraconidae
Exons: 4
Coding region: 1-4536 (1511 amino acids)
Biological process (GO): tRNA aminoacylation for protein translation
Molecular function (GO): aminoacyl-tRNA ligase activity; acyltransferase activity; hydrolase activity
Source: RefSeq, a predicted model, not a curated record
AUGACCCUUCUCAACUACCCUGUUCCAGAGUUGGAUGUUACCCUGCAGGAAGUGAGCCGUGUCUUGCAGCUCACUUUAAGACCUGACCUUUACCCAGAGUUCAAAAAUACCCUGGAACAGCAGAGGGCGCUCCUUCAAGAGGUCCAGCAACAAGUUGCAACAAGAGCUUUGGGCAAAGAGAACUGGGUGACGGAGCAGUUCAAGAGAAGUCUGCUGUCUUGUUACGACCCCCUGCCCACCUCUACUGCCCUUCCUGUUGUUCUGCUUCCUCCCAAAGCAAAGGGAUGUACCCAGCUAGGGAGGGCCGCUGCUCUCCUCUGGGCAGCAGCAAAGCUGGACAGCGAGCCCAUGCUGCUGGAGGGCAAUGUGCCGAUGGAGAACACACAGCAGUCCGAGAUAUUCGCUGCCAGCAGGAUUCCUGGCAAGAGUCAAGAUGAGAUUAAACUCUACCCAGAUAGCCUUCAUGCCAUUGUCACCUGUGCUGGAGGAGUGUUCCCUGUGGACAUACUGGGGCGUCCCAGCACUGGUGGGCUAGUUUCUGCUCGACCGUUUGUUGACAUCUACAACCAGCUGGCUCAGGUGAUGGAUCAACCCAGAGCAGGAACACUGAAUGAUCCAUCUGCCAUUUGUAGCCUCUCGGCUCUGGAUCGCAAAGUCUGGGCUGCCACCAGGGAAGAGAUCUUGGGGAAAGGAGGGGAGACAGCGGCAUCCCUGAGGCUGAUGGAGAGUGCCGUGCUGACCCUCUGUCUGGAGGACUGCAACCCUCCCUCUGAACUGGCUGAUACUCUCAAUGCAGUGAGGCUCGGAGGAGGAGGAGAAGGCAGCCUUUAUUUGAGAUAUUAUGACAAGGUGGUGAACCUGGUGGUGUUCAAGGACAGCACAGCUGGGAUGGUGUUUGAGCACAGUGCUGUCGAUGGGAUGGUGGCUGGUCUUGUGACUGAGCAUGUGUACAAUCUGUCUGAGACUGUGGACCUAAACUUUGUCCAGACUGAAGCACUUUCCCUGAGGCAGACUCUUGGGGAAUCCGCUGCCCAGCACAUGAUUGUUACACCGACCCAUAUGCGGCACUACAAACAUGGCCGUUGUGAUCCAACAUACUCACUCACCAUGCAUUCUCACAAGUUAGUCAGUGCCUUGGCGUCUUGCAUCGGCUCAAAUAACACAAUCAAAUACACUGCUGACCUGCUACGCUUGUUCCAUGUUGCAUUUUUGGAGCAUAGGAGCCUCAUCAGAAACACAAAAAGCGGUCAUGGAGUUGGACCCCACCUUGCUGCACUGCGUCGAUCGUUGCCAUCUGACAAUCCUCUGAAGAAGUACCUGGACCCCUUUGGAUGUCCAUCUGUGUACCUCACAGGUACAGAUAUGAUGGAGGGCGUGGAGUGUGGAGUAGGGAAUGUUUAUGCCCAAGAUCAGCUGGCUGUAACCUACCUUGGAAAAAAAGACAAGGUUCGCAUUGUGCUUAAUGGAAAAGGGAGCUUUGCUGUUACACUGGAGAAACUUCAAGCUAGUCUGAAGAUAAACCUGAAGUUAGUGAUGCUCCUAGCUGUUAGAUACGCCAUUUCAUGCCAAAUGGGAGCCAUUGAGCGUCCAUUGAAGAAGGGUCAAACUGAGAAAAUGAAUGGAGAGACCAACCACUGCCAAGAGAGCCCAAACAAAAGCAAAGCCACUGUUGAAAACACCUCUGGCACGAGCACAGACUACACUCUGGUAAUCCAUGGUGGGGCUGGUGAGGAGAUGAUGCUAAACACCGAAGUGAUUGGUGUAAUUGAGUUUGCUCUACAGACAGCUUUAACCCUUGGGUCCCAAGUGCUUCAACAAGGUGGCAACAGCCUAGAUGCAGUUCAGAAGUCAGUAGAAGCUCUGGAGGACUGCUUCCUGUUCAAUGCAGGCAAAGGCUCAGUAUUCAACCAAGACGGCAAACAUGAAAUGGAAGCAACCAUUGUGGAUGGCAAUACGAUGAGGUCAGGAUCUGUUGCUUGCGUGCAAAAUGUAAAGAACCCAAUAAAAGCCGCUAGGUGUGUCAUGGAGAAAAGCUCCCAUUCACUCAUUGUGGGAGAUGGGGCAGAGGAGUUUCUGCAGGGGUUGGAGAAGAAGCAGAAUCCUGUUGGGCCUGAGUAUUUCUACACAGAUGUACGUCACAGACAGUUGACUGCAAAGCUCGCUGCAGGAAAUACCUCAAAAAACAAUCACCCGCAGACAGUUGGAGCUGUGGCCUUGGAUCGUUGGAAAGGGUUGGCUGCUGCAUCAUCCACAGGUGGGGUAGUAGGUAAGCUGAAAGGGCGAGUUGGGGAUACAGCAAUAGUAGGGGCAGGAAUAUAUGCUGAUGACAAGUUAGCCAUUACCUGCUCUGGAGAUGGAGAUGUGUUUCUGAGGCAAACAGUUGCCCAGAAAAUAGCCAGUCUCUACCACCACACAGGCUAUAGCUUGAGGCAGGCAUGUAGGGAGGUGAUGGGUGAAAAUCUAGAUGGGAUCUGUGCAGGAAUCAUAGCUCUGGACGCGAAAGGUGAUGUCAUCAUUGAAACGAACGCUGAUGUCAUGUUUGUGGCCUCAAUGGUGGAUGACAUUUCACGAGUGGAAGUCCUCAGGCCCCUCAAGAGCUUCUCUGAUGUGAUCUGGGAAACCGAUGAGAUGGUUGCUUACCUGGAUCCCAAACCCUGGACCCCUGGGUCAACCAUUCUGAAAAGAAAAACUCUUAGCGGAGCAAGCAGCAUCUUCCAGUUAGCUACACCUGAUGUUUUGACUAUCCUACAAGGAGCAAAGGCUGUGUCAAGCUUGCUAUGUGAGCGACUGGGAGUGCAGCGCUGUGCCCUGGUUUUCAAUCCAAUCCCAAACCAGUCAGCACAAAUCCGACUGCUUCCGCUUCAUGGUCUUGAGCCUAAGUGGCAGCCCCAUCUGGCAAGUGAAGAGGAAUUCCACACAUAUGAUCCGGGUUACUGCACUUCCAAAAGUGGCCCACGCUUGGAUGAUGAGGCACUGGCCCAGGUUCAAGCCAAGAUUAGAAGCGGACUGCCAACACCAAAUGCACCUUCCUGCUUUGACUUUUUCGGAGAUGCUUCCAAUGACAACCUGUUCAGUCGUAUUGUACGUGGAGAGCAGCAACAGUGGAGAGUGUGGGAAGACAAUGAGCAUGUUGCCUUCCUGACACCUUACCCAAACACUCCUGGACUAACCGUUGUGGUGCCCCGCACGCCACUGUCCAGUGACAUCUUCAAACUGGAGGAAGCUGACUACAAAGCGCUGAUCCUAGCUACUUGUAAAGUUGCCAAACUACUGGAGGAAGGGAUGAGAGCUCGAGGUGUUGCACUGAUCUUCGAGGGCUUCGAGAUUGAUUAUGCUCAUGCCAAGCUAAUCCCUCUGUUGCCUUCACCAGAUGGAACCAAGCAAGCUGAACUGCAACCAGGAUGCUACCAAAGCUACCCUGGAUUCGUGUCAUCACGGGAUGGCCCAGCUGCUGACCCUGAAGCCCUUAAAAAGAUCCACUCAAAAAUCACCCAGUGCAGGCCUCCUCAUUCAUGGCAAGACCCUCAGUCUCACUCCACACUUGCCAUCAAGAGCCAAUGGUAUCGUAACCUGUUCCAGAUUCAAAACACCCUUUUCCACAGCACAGUGGAAUAUUUCCACAGUUCCUGCCAGUUCUCCUACGCUCUAACCCCUCUCACCACAGACACCAUCUCUUCACCAAUGGGCCUGGGAUCUGACUCAGAACCAGUUUCUGUUCACUUGCUCGGCCAGGACAUCUACCUCGCUGACUCAAUGCAAUUUGUACUUGAAUACUUCCUUCGCUUCCAGGAGAACCUUCAAGGGACAUACUACAUAUCUCCCAGCUUUAGAGGGGAAGAUCCUGAUGCCACACACUUGAACCAGUUCUACCACGUGGAGUGUGAACUGUUGGGGAACAUGGACAAGGCCAUUUCCACAGCAGAGGGAUACUUGGCUCAUCUCACCAAGUCCAUGCUGAAGAAACACUCCGAUAUGAUACUCAACACCGCCGGGACUCUUACACAUGUCAAAGCCAUGCUGAAUAAGCUGGAUGGAAAAACCUCACUACCAAGAGUCCCUCUCGACCAGGCCAUUCCCAUGAUGCCCUCCGCCGACUGCCUAGAGUGGGUUCAAGAUGGCCAGCCGCAGUUUGGCAGAAAGCUAACGCGCAAAGGAGAGCGAGUCUUGAUAGAGAAAUAUGAUGGCGCUGUUUGGCUAACUGAGAUGGACCAUCUAGGAGUCCCCUUCUACCAGGCCUAUGUGGAGGGCACUGAGCGGUGCAAAGCCAAAGCUGCUGAUCUUCUCCUGGGUUUAGGUGAGACUGUGGGUCUCGGAGAACGUCAUUCCACCACUGAGAUGGUACAGGAGGCCCUCAGACACCAUGGAGUGCCAGAGCAGUCCUACAAAUGGUACCUUAACAUGCGGCAGAUGAAUCCCCUCCUCACCAGUGGAUGGGGCAUGGGGACGGAGCGCUACUUGUGUUGGCUGCUUCAGCAUGAUGACAUCAGAGAUAUGCAUGUCAUUCCUAGGAUGAAAGGAAUGAAGUACAUGCCCUGA